AUGGUGAUAGGCAACGCCACAGACAGGAAGGAGUCCGGUGAAACAGGGCAAGGACACGAUGCUCCGUCCGCCGAGAGCCAAAUUAGAAACUCUCGCGGCCUUGAUCAAACCAGCGAGUUCGCACCGGGUGCCCCCGAAGAUAGCGAUUCCGACCACUACACCGGCAGCUCGGACGGCGAGGACGGCACCACAUUCUCACCAAUCCGGCAUCGCCAAGCCUCAAGUCUCCAUGCUCCAUCGGCACCACAACGCUCCCUCUCACGCACUAUUUCUGAGGUCCACGACGGGAUCGCCAGCCAGCAUGACGCCGAGCUCGGCGGCGGUGAACCGCUGCGCGAAAAGCACGCAUCGACUGCGCCCAACCCGGACGACCCAGACCUGGUGACGUGGACGGGGCCCGACGACCCGGAGAACCCCAAGAACUGGCUCUUCAGCCGCAAGUGGCAAGCUGUCUUGGUCAUUUCUACGUUCACCCUCAUCUCGCCCGUGUCGUCGUCCAUGGUCGCGCCGUCGCUGACGGCUAUUGGGGCGGAGCUGAAUGUUCCGCCGGGUGGUGAGUUGGGGCCCGAUUUUCAGGUCGCUAACCCGCAGAUCAACGCAGUCCAGCAAAACCUCGUGCUAUCCAUCUUCGUCCUCGCAUACGCGAUUGGACCACUGGCCUGGGGCCCACUCUCCGAGCUCUUCGGCCGAGUCCUAGUCCUGCAGCUUGCAAACCUGCUAUACCUCUUCUUCAACCUGGGCUGCGGGCUCGCACGCACAAAGGGCCAACUAAUCGCCUUCCGCUUCCUCUCCGGGCUCGGCGGGUCCGCGCCCCUCGCCAUCGGCGGCGGCGUGCUGUCGGACCUCUUUACGGCCGAGGAGCGCGGCAAGGCCAUCUCGAUCUACAGCCUGAUGCCGCUGCUCGGCCCGGCCGUCGGCCCCAUCGCCGGCGCCUUCAUCACCGAGAACACGACGUGGCGCUGGGCCUUCUACGCCACGACCAUCGCCGACGCCGCGAUCCAGUUCGCGGGUCUCGUCUGGCUGCGCGAGACGUACGCGCCCGUGCUGCUGAAGUGGCGCUGCCAGCGCCUCGCGCGCGACACGGGCAAGACCGGGUGGCACACCCCCUACGACGACCCGGACAAGACUGUUACGAAGACGCUGGGUAUCGCCUUCACGCGGCCGUUUCGCCUACUCGCCACCCAGCCCAUCGUGCAGUGCCUUGCGCUGUACCUUAUGUAUUUAUAUGGACUGAUGUACAUCGUCCUAACGUCCUUUCCCUCACUGUGGUCGGGGCCCCCGCCGCAUGGCUACGGCGAGGCCGUCGGCAUCGGCGGACUCAACUACAUAUCGCUGGGCCUCGGCUUCUUCCUAGGCGCCCAGAUAUGCGCCCCCCUGCAGGACCGCAUCUACGCCCGUUUGAAGCGCAGCAAGUACGCCCGCAACGGCGUCGGCCGCCCCGAGUUCCGCACGCCCAUGAUGGCCCCCGGCGCCGUCCUAGUCCCCGUCGGCCUCCUCAUCUACGGCUGGACCGCCGAGUUCAAAACCCACUGGAUCGGCCCCAACAUCGGCGCCGUCCUCUUCGCCGCGGGCGCCAUCAUCGGCUUCCAGUGCCUGCAGGGCUUCCUAGUCGACUCGUACGCGCGCUACGCCGCCAGCGCCGUCGGCGCCGCCACCGUGCUGCGGUCGCUCGCCGGCUUCGGGUUCCCGCUGUUUGCGCCCGCCAUGUACGACCGUCUUGGUUAUGGCUGGGGCAACACGCUCAUGGCGCUGCUGGGCGUCGCUAUUGGCUGGCCGGGCCCGUUAUUGUUGUGGCGGUGUGGGGAGAGGUUGCGGAUGAGCAGUCCGUUUGCGGCGGGGGGUUAG
This is a messenger RNA of Anthostomella pinea, 1845 nucleotides long. The record is from the annotation of a GenBank genome assembly. Lineage: Eukaryota; Fungi; Ascomycota; Sordariomycetes; Xylariales; Xylariaceae.